AUGCUUCAGCAGGAGAACGGCGGAUCGUCGGUGCUCGAGGAGCAGCACCGGGGAGCUAAGAGUAAACUAGAGUGCGGGAAGGGGUCUGGUGGCUCCGACCAAAAAGACAACCAAAGCUCAGAAAGCUUUCUCGAGAGACGUUCUCCUGGUCUAGCUUCUAGGGAAAACGAGACCACGGAAGAGAACGACGCAUAUGAAGAAACCAAAGGCCUAGAUUUGACGAUUUUCGAGGCGCUGCUGAUUGAUAUUGCGAACUUUGACAAGAAAACUUCCGAGAAGAGCGCUCUCGCCAAGAAACUACUGGACGGAACCAAGUCUAGCGAUAACAACGACAACAGGAUCAACAACAACAGCAACGGCACGGCCAACAACAACAGUUUGAACGGGACCAGCGAUCUCCUUCUCAGUUGCGAAGACAUCAAAACCUCGAGCUUGAAUAACAACAUCAACAACGUCUGUAGCAGUAGCAACAAUAGCAGCGGCGGCGGCGACAGCCCGAGCAACAGCAGUAGCAGCAACAAUAAAAAUAAUCCAACAAGUGGCAACAGAAGCACCACCACCACCCUCAACACCUCAGAAAGCCAAGUAUCAGAGCGGAGCGGAGGAACAGGCUGCGACGACUUAAUGCGUGGUAUGGGAUCUGUCACCGGUCGGACGAUGGGCGCCUCUGAGAGUCGCUCAGAUCAUCGAUCACCAGACGACGAUGACACAUCUUUCAAUCACCCUGCCCCCGUGAUCUUCACGGGAAGAAUGGAAGAAAUCCGGACCAGUAUGGGCACCGGCGAGAAUCCGAAACGGAAGAAAAAGGACACAUGCUAUAAGACUUAUCAAGCCGACUCCGUCGACGGCCAUUUUGGUGAUAAGCCUGUAAAGGAAAUUCUGCAUAUUAUCGAUCCACCUGAAGACCUCCAGAACAAACUCAAAGAACGAGAACGAGGGAAAGGACCUUCGAGAGUGAAGAACCAUGUCAAAACCAAAGAAAACGCGCCGGUAUCUAGCGUGAACUCUCCGUGCUCAGACGGAGAGAGCACCUCCUCGCCCCCCGCAACCUCUCCCGAACGAACUAAGAGACCGCUGUCCCCGCAAUCUGAGAGAGGGGGUUCACCGGUCGGCUUGGCUGAAGACUGCGAAGUCCUUUGGCUGAGCGACCCUGAUCGCGCCAAGCCGGAAGACUGGGAAAAGGUUCGUCGGGGUCGAAGACAAAAGAAAACCCCGCCUGCUCCUUUCGUGGCUCCUGAGAGACGGGACCACAAGGAGCGGUGUGCUCCGUUCGGCCAAAACCCGCACCACCAUAACAACAAUCAUCAUCAGCAACUUCAGCAGCAGCAACAUAAACAAACCCAGACGAGUCAAGUGCAGCAACCCAACGUCCCGCAAUCAUCGACGAGGUACGCUGCAGCUGCUCAUUCGACGUCCGCUACAGCUGCCGUGCAAACCAGUUCCACGAGUCCGUCGUCUGCAGCCUCGACAUCGAAAAAAGCAUCGCCACCGAUCUCGAGAAUCGCGAACAAUUCUGAUGAUGACUUCCCUCCGAUCGGUCCACCCCCAUCGCAUGGAACGAGACCUCUCGUCCAAAGUCAGAAACCCAAAACCAUCACGACAGGCCCAUGGGGCUCGGGUCGAAUGGCGGAUGUUCUACAGGGUAAGAAAGUUCCUCCACCGCAGCAGCAGUCCGCCCCACAGCAGCCAAGGGAGCAAAGGCCGCCGACCCCGCAACAGCAGUUAUCGCCAAAGCAACAACGCCUACAACAACAACAACAAUCACCACCGAAACAACAGCAACAGCAGGCCCUUAAUCUCCAAGCAACGACUUCUGUGAAGAGCGAUGCGAAGUCCACGCCACCCGUGAACGCGGUGAACAGGGGUGGCUCCACGAAAACGAUUAGACCUGGAAUCGGUGUGGUGCCCGGUCCCACAGGACCCAUCUUACCGCCGGGGGCUGACGGUGACUACGGCGACGAACUCAGAGAAGAAGAGGGGCUCUCAUUUGGGAACUUUGACGUGGAAACCAUCCGCUCGAUAAAGGCCAGUGCGAGAAUCCGCGUUGCCUCGAGACGUGACGAGGAGGAAUUGAAGAGUUGCUUCAACUACGGUCAGUGCGUGAAACUCCUCAAUGAUCACUGGCUGGAAGUCCACAGAACUGUGCAAGAUCCGCAAAUGAUUCCGGCUCGCUCCAUUGAAGCCGGUGGAAUCCGGAAACAGUGA
Molecule: messenger RNA, 2205 nt
Organism: Galendromus occidentalis (western predatory mite)
Lineage: Eukaryota; Metazoa; Arthropoda; Arachnida; Mesostigmata; Phytoseiidae
Exons: 7
Coding region: 1-2205 (734 amino acids)
Source: RefSeq, a predicted model, not a curated record